Batrachochytrium dendrobatidis JAM81 is the source of this 3180-nucleotide messenger RNA. RefSeq lists its product as uncharacterized. The coding region runs from base 1 to 3180 and encodes 1059 amino acids. The record is from RefSeq and is a predicted model, not a curated record. The transcript is spliced from 6 exons. Gene Ontology annotation, molecular function: serine-type endopeptidase activity. Gene Ontology annotation, biological process: proteolysis. NCBI's taxonomy places the organism in Eukaryota, Fungi, Chytridiomycota, Chytridiomycetes, Rhizophydiales.
AUGAGCAACACUGGGACUAUCAGCCCAGUCCUACUCAUUGCAGUUGGAGGUGCAUCUUGUUCGGGAAAAUCCACCUUCACAAACUGGCUUGCUGAGGUUUUUGAAGCUAGAGUAAUUCAUCAAGAUCAAUUCUACAAGGCAGACUGUGAUAUACCAGUUACCGAUGGAGUAGCCAACUGGGAUUGUAUUGAAGCAAUCGAUAUGCCCAACUUCAUUUGUGCUCUUCAAAAAGCGAAAUCCGAAACUGGAUUCCAAAGCAUUUUGGGCAGUAAUCGACCCAAAAUGAAUAGUGCAGAGGUAUCAACAGUAGUAUAUGAGGAGCUACGCUCACUGGCAAACACAACCAAGGGAAAAUGCAGGCUUGUAUUUGUAGAUGGUUUUUUACUCUUUACAGAUCCUCAAGUGAUUGCCGAAUUCGAUGCAGGGUUUUUUUUAAAAGCAUCCUUCAACACACUUGUGGAACGUAGAAAUAGGCGCGAGCCAUAUAUUACUAUAGAAGGCUCAUGGGUAGAUCCACCAGGUUACUUUGAGGAUUUGGUAUGGCCAGCAUAUCUUGAAAAUAAUCGCAUGAUUUUAAACGGUACAAUUUCUACGCAUUGUCCACAGUUUGUAGAGUCCUUAUGCUUGCUGGACACCAAUGACUCGUCUAUCGAAGCCAAUCUGACCUCGUCUGUGCAACUCGUGUGUCGUUGGAUUCAAAAACGCGUUCAUAUUCACCAAUUUCGCGACCACUCUCGAAGGAUAAAAGUUAUUCUAAUUUCUUCUGUAUUAAGUCUUGUAUAUCUUUUAUACUGGGGGUUUGCUUUAAAUGAUGAAACCAACCUGCUGUCCAAAGAGUCGUCUCACUUGUUUACCCAUAUCUUUACAAAACUUUCCAUGUACACAGCUAAACCACCUGUUGCUAAAAUUCAGCCUGUUGCCACUGUAUUGCACAAUGUGUCUAUUAUUGACAACUAUGCGUGGCUCCGAUGGAUUGAUGCUGACCCUGAUGUUCGUCAAUAUCUGUUAAAGGAAAAUAUCUACGCUGAAAAAUAUCUAGAAACCCUUGUGCCUUUACAAAAAACAUUGAUUGCAGAGUUGAAGGAUGCACCGCAACAACCAGCUCAACGCAACAGGUGUCUUCCACAAGAUGAAAAUAUGACUUCUUUUUGGGAGCAUCAAUCCUAUCUAUAUUGGAUUACUUAUGCUGAUAAUAAGUCACAUCCGAUAUAUAAAAGACGCAGUAUAAGUUCCUCUUUUGACUGCACAUUUCAGAAUAAUGUUACAUCUGAAACUCAGUAUCAACCGGAAGAAAUGGUUCUUGAUUUCAACACCAUACUCUCCAAAGAUACACAAUAUUACUACAUUGGCGCGUUUGAAGUAAACCCGUUUAUGCCAAACUUGGUUGCAUACUCUAUUGAUCUUGCUGGAUCUGAGCGAUAUACUUUGAGAGUUCGUGACAUUCACAAAGGAGUCAAUCUCGAUAUUCCAGCAAUUGAAAACACGUAUUACUCGGUUCGUUGGGCACAUGAUUCUACUACAGACGCUGCAUCACACUGGCUUUAUUUUAAUACUGUUGAUCAACAAUAUGGAACACCAAUGGAGAUUCAUCGAGUAUGUAUAUGGAACUGCAUAGAUCAAUUUGGGCUCAUAAUAGGAACUGUUCCAGAGAUUGUAUAUAUAGAAUCCGACAUUUCCUUUACAACAGAACUAGCAAGCUCUACGGAUGACUCUCUUAUUUUUGUCAAGGUUGUAGGCCAGGAAACAACAGAACUCCAUCUUAUCAUAAGCCAUUUAAACACAUGGAAAUUAAAAUGCAUUUUUCCUCGACAGGCUGGAAUAACUUACGAGGCUGAUCGUUAUGGAGAGGAUUUGAUCAUUCGAACAAAUUCCGAAAACAGUCCUAAUUUUCGAGUUAUUCGAAUCGCUCUGCUUACAUUUCAAGGGGACAGAACAGAAACCAUAACAGUGGAUACACUAUUAUAUCAUUCAACUUUGCGAUUUAUUGAAAAAGUAGAAGCAUUUACUUCACAUAUGGUGGUUUGGUUUUGGGAGGACGGACUAAGACAGCUGUGCAUUACUGACCUGCAGACUGAUCCAUACGCGUGCCAUCAGAUACAAUUCCAUUUGCAUGAUCAGCCGAGUACUCAAGUCUAUUCAUUGCUUCCUGGAACUAUUUCAGACAUUGAAGCACGGCUGUUCCGUCGUCACGAUGCAUCGUAUUUUUUGUUUACCCAAUCUUCAUUACUUGAGCCAUCCACUGUGUUUUACAUUGAUUUUUCCAAACCUAUGCCAACUUCUAUAUAUCGCUCUUCGGCUCCUAAAAUCCAACAAGAUCGGUACGUUCAACUACGUCUUUGGAUCUCCAUACCUCAACCAGGGCAAGCACCGCUUCGAAUGCCUCUAUCUUUAUUUUACCGGAAAGAUUCCAACAACAUAGAGCCUAUUCAGCCACGACCGACACUCUUGUUGGCAUAUGGUGCAUAUGGAAGCUUCCAUGAAACUGGGUUUUCAGAAGAUUUUUUUCCUUUGGUGGAUCGUGGAGUAUUAAUUGCCAUCUGUCAUCCGCGUGGGGAUGGUGAUAUGGGCUCUCAAUGGUACAAAGACGGCAAGUACGAAGCAAAAAUCAACACCAUGUCAGAUACACGUAAAUGUAUACAAGAGCUUGUAAAGCUGGGAUAUUCCAAACCAGGCGCAAUUGCUUUAAAGGCCCGUAGUGCUGGGGGUUUAAUUGCUGGAAGCGCCAUCUCAUGGAUUUGGGAAGACCAAACACCCAUGGUAAAUGCGAUUGUAGCUCAAGUUCCAUUUGUAGAUCCUAUUUUUGAUAUGUUGGAUGAAUCUGUUCCUUGGACAGCGUUUGAAUGGUUUGAAUGGGGAUCUCCUAAAAACUACACCAUUUUUAAAGCCAUGAUGCAGUAUUCUCCAUAUUUAAAUAUAAAAAGCGGGAACCAUCCUGCAGUUAUGGUAACAGCCGGUAUGGAGGAUCCACGAGUACCGUUUUGGGAGCCUGCCAAGUUUGUGGCAAAGCUCCGGACUUACAAAACCAACGAAAUUUCUAUCGGGAGCAACUAUUUGACUAGUGAAGCAACACCUUUACUUUUUCGUGUUUAUUCAACUGGCCAUUUUUCAUCUAUGGAUGAGGAUGCACGAAUUAAAGAACUGACCGAAUGGUACUCAUUUUUAUUGUGCCAAAUCCUUUAA